Neltuma alba is the source of this 2235-nucleotide messenger RNA. Its product is annotated as LIMR family protein At5g01460. NCBI's taxonomy places the organism in Eukaryota, Viridiplantae, Streptophyta, Magnoliopsida, Fabales, Fabaceae. The record is from RefSeq and is a predicted model, not a curated record. The transcript has 14 exons. The coding region runs from base 282 to 1811 and encodes 509 amino acids.
CUUAAUACCCCCGAACCACCUCCUUCGUCACCCUCCCCGUUUCUUCCCCUCCCGGCUACGUCUCGAUGAGGGCAGAAGGGUAGUUUCACCCCCUCCCUAUCAAAAUCACCGUUUAUUCGAAUCUCCUCUGGAGCGAAGAACUGCCUGCAAUUGGAGCCAAAUUUCUCUUCUCUGGUUCCUUCAGAUCUGCGGAGCCUGAAACCCUAACAUUGCACCGUUAGUUCUCCUUCUGAUCUCUUCGAUUCGAUAGGGAAAUCUUCGAAUCGAGAGCUGCAACAGCCAUGGGCGAUUUCAAUCUCGCUCUCGUGAUCGUCGCUAUAGUCGUGUGCAUCAUCGUCUUCAUCUUCAAUGUCUACCUGCUCGUUAAUUACCAGCAUCCUGACGACGUUAACCAGGCCUACUUCCCUAAAUUCGUCGUCGUUUUGGGUCUCUCCAUCGCCGCGAUUUCAAUCCUCAUGUUACCUGCGGACGUGGCGAACCGGCAGGCUUGCCGGCAUGCCAUAUACAAUGGCGCGUGUCAUCUCACCUUGCCGAUGAAGGAUCUGUGGCUGGCGGUCUACAUUGCCGAUGCUGUGCUCGUUUUCUUCGUUAUCCCCUUUGCCAUGUUCUACUACGAAGGGGACCAGGACAAGAGUGUUGGGAAACGGAUUAAGAGUGCGCUGUUGUGGAUGGUGACGACCGCGAUUGUGUGCGCUCUGGUCCUGGGUAUCUUAUACGGGCUGGUUGGGAAGGUGGACUUUACUGUUAGGCAUCUCUCUUCAUCAACAACCUCAUUUCCCAGCUCAUGGAACUUCAAUAGUGGUCAGCAAUGCAUAGGAAAUGGUGUUCAUCAGUGUUCUGCCUACUCUGCUAGCGCAUCAUCAGAGAAAACAUGGACCAUGCGUACAACUUUUCCAGAAUAUGUUGUGGCACUUGCUACUAUUGUUGGAUCUGUGCUCUUUGCUAUAUUUGGUGGCGUUGGUAUUGCUUGUUUACCAUUGGGACUCAUAUUCUCAUUUAUCCGGCGUCCAAAGGCUGUUAUUACUCGCUCACAGUAUAUCAAGGAAGCUACUGAACUGGGUAAAAAAGCAAGAGAACUGAAGAAGGCAGCUGAGGCACUUCAUCAGGACGAAAGAGGUGGUUCAAAGGGUAGGAAAUUUCGUAAGAAUGUAAAGGCUGUAGAAAAGGAGUUGUUUCAAUUAGAAGAAGAUGUCAAGCUUCUUGAAGAGAUGUAUCCACAAGGAGAGAAGGCUGAGACAGCAUGGGCACUAACAGUUCUUGGAUAUCUGGCAAAACUUGUGUUGGGAAUCUUAGGGUUGAUUGUAUCAGUGGCGUGGGUUGCUCAUAUCAUCAUAUAUCUUUUAAUCGAUCCUCCUCUUUCUCCUUUCCUGAAUGAAGUUUUCAUCAAGCUGGAUAAUAUAUGGGGUCUUCUUGGUACUGUUGCAUUUGCGUUUUUCUGCUUCUACCUUCUCCUUGCUGUGAUUGCGGGUGCCAUGAUGCUUGGGCUGAGACUAGUUUUCAUUACUAUCCAUCCCAUGAAGUGGGGGGGCACUCUGAUGAAUUCUUUUCUGUUUAACGUGGGACUUAUCCUUCUCUGCUCCAUUAGUGUUAUCCAGUUCUGCUCCACAGCAUUUGCUUACUAUGCUCAAGCAACUGCAGCACAGGAAAUAUUUGGUCACACCUUGCAAUCUCUUCGUGGAAUUAAAUAUUUAUACAAGUACAACGUAUUUCAGAUUGCUUUUGUUGUACUGGCUGGAUUGACCUUUAUAUAUUAUGCUGCUUUUGGAUGGAGAAGAAAAAAGCCUAGUGGCCGGUUCCAAUUGUCUUCAUGAGUUAUGGUUUAUCAAGGAAGAGUGUCUCUUGGAGUGGGCCUUUCUGGUCCUAUGAAUCUCAUUUGGAGUGAUUUUUCAUAUAUCGGAUGUGUUUUUGGCCUAGUAUUUUUGUUGUUGUUGAGAGCUCUAGAGGAGGCCCAAAACCAUCCAUCUGUAGAAUUAUUUUAUGGCACAGAUGAAUCGGAUCGAUGUGGAUGCCUGCCAGUGCUACCACUAAUGGUUGCUUCUUAUCACGCCCUUGUAUGUAUAAUUCCUUUGUUUGAUUUUGGCAACAUAUUUUUUCUUUUUGUUUCUUUCUGUUUUUUGAACUGAGAAUAUAAUUGAAGCAGUCAUGUGAAUGAGUCAAACUUGGGUUUCUCUUAACACUAUGUAGUGCAGACCCUUUGCUAAAUAGAAAGUUGUGAAUGAGCCAGUGUUUCACCAA